GCCCGAACAUGGCUGGGAACCUGAAGAAAGGCGGGGGGAUCAUCGGAAUGAUGAAGGAUGCCUUCCAGCCACACCAUCACCACCUCCACUCCCAUCACCAGCCCGGGGCCGUGGACAAAAAGACGGUGGAGAAAUGCUGGAAACUAAUGGACAAGGUGGUGCGGCUAUGCCAAAACCCCAAACUGGCUCUGAAGAACAGCCCUCCCUACAUCCUGGACCUGCUGCCAGACACCUACCAGCACCUGCGCACCAUUUUGUCUCGUUACGAGGGCAAAAUGGAGACUUUGGGUGACAAUGAGUAUUUCCGGGUCUUCAUGGAGAACCUGACAAAGAAGACCAAGCAGACCAUUAGCUUGUUCAAGGAGGGCAAGGAACGCAUGUAUGAGGAGAAUUCACAACCAAGGAGGAAUCUUACCAAGCUGUCUUUGAUCUUCAGCCACAUGCUGGCUGAGCUGAAGGCCAUCUUCCCCAAUGGUCUGUUUCAGGGUGACAACUUCCGCAUCACUAAGGCAGAUGCUGCAGAGUUUUGGAGACGCGCCUUCGGGGAUAAAACCAUUGUGCCUUGGAAGGUAUUCCGUCAGUCUCUCCAUGAGUUUCAUCCCAUCAGCUCUGGGCUGGAGGCUAUGGCCCUAAAGUCCACCAUAGAUCUAACCUGCAAUGACUACAUCUCCGUCUUUGAGUUUGACAUAUUCACCAGGCUAUUUCAGCCUUGGUCAUCCCUGCUGCGGAACUGGAACAGCUUGGCAGUUACUCACCCGGGGUACAUGGCCUUCCUCACCUACGAUGAGGUCAAAGCUCGGCUUCAAAAGUUCAUUCACAAGCCUGGCAGUUACAUCUUCCGACUGAGCUGCACAAGACUGGGCCAGUGGGCUAUUGGCUACGUGACUGCAGAUGGAAAUAUACUCCAGACCAUUCCCCAUAAUAAACCCCUCUUCCAGGCUCUCAUUGAUGGUUUCAGGGAAGGAUUCUAUUUAUUCCCUGAUGGCCGGACUCAAAAUCCUGACCUGACAGGACUGUGCGAGCCUUCGCCUCAAGACCAUAUCAAAGUCACCCAGGAACAAUACGAGCUGUACUGUGAGAUGGGCUCCACUUUCCAGCUUUGUAAGAUCUGUGCCGAGAACGACAAGGAUGUGAAGAUUGAGCCCUGUGGUCAUCUCAUGUGCACUUCCUGUCUCACUGCCUGGCAGGAGUCAGAAGGUCAGGGAACAGGAUGUCCCUUUUGUCGCUGUGAGAUUAAGGGUACGGAGCCGAUAGUUGUGGAUCCUUUUGACCCAAAGGACAACAGCGGAGGGUCUUCCAGGAGCACAUUUGGGGCUGAGGGUGCACCCUCACCCAGCUACGACGACGAUGAUGAUGACAGACUUGAAGACCCUCAUCUAAUAAUGAGCAAACUUGCCUGCACAAAGGUGGAGCGUCCCCCAUCACCUAUGUCUGGGACUCCUCAGUCCUCUCUUCCCCCGGUGCCUCCCAGACUAGACCUAUUACCGCACAGACCUCCCAACCCCCCUGGUGCCUCCAGCCCUGGAGUCAGCAGUAAGGCACCAUCUCAUCACAAAGACAAGCCUCUUCCCCUUCCCCCAGCACUGCGUGAUCUCCCCCCUCCCCCUCCUCCAGACCGUCCCCACACAGCCGGGGCAGCCCCUGAUGGACGGCUUCAGAGGCGGCCCUUGCCCAGCACACCCGGGGAGCCCCCUCGCGAUAAACUCCCUCCUACACCCCCAAACCGACCCCUGUCUGACUGGACCUCCAGGCCGGUUCCCAAGGCUCCCACCUCCUCUUCGUCAUCCUCUUCGGUAUCCUCUUCGUCCACCCAGUUCCCCUGUCUGGGCGGGGACCUCCGAGCAGGUGUCAGGGAACUCUCCAACAGGCACUCCCUCCCCUUGGCACUGCCCUCCGCCAUGGACGCUCGCUCAGACUCCCAGAACAACAGCUCCCUCAGUCUGGACCACCAGCUGAAUUUUUCCACUGGAGUUGGUCAAGAUUACGACAACCCCAGAGUCAAACCUUCUGUCUCAGCCAACGCCAUUUAUGCACUGGCAAACAGAGCGUCCCCAGCUACAGCUAGGCCAGCAGGAGGAGAUGAAGGACAUGACAGUGAUGAUGAGUACAUGAUCCCCUCUUCUCGGCCCGUUCUGCCCCCCAUCCCGACUCCACUCAUGGGGGAGACCCCACCAAUCCCAAGACCCCCGCAGCCCGUGUCAGCAGUCCCGACACAGACCCAGGCCUCUGCACUGAACACACGGCUGAUUCUGGACGAUGUACCUCAUUCACUCCAAAUGUAUGAAGCCAUGUUCAACGCCCAGCCCAGGUCACAACAAGCGAGAGAUUCAGACUAUUCAGAUUUGCCCCCUCAACCAGUGAGUAACGGUCCCAGAGACCAUGAGGCUGACGACGGGGAAGAGGAGGAGAACGGCUACGACUUCCCAAAACCCCGACUGCCUUUGCCUCCCGCCCGACGGACCCUUUCAGAAAUGGGGGGGUCUUUGUCUUCAUCUUCUUCAUCCUCCUCAUUAUGCGCUGCAGCAGCUUUCAAUCGUCUUUCUCUAGAUGCGGAUGCUGGAGCGACAGCGCCCUUCCCAGAUCCAAUGGAGGCACCAGAGAGACCUCCAAAGCCCCUUCCCAGACGAAUCAAUUCCGAGCGCCGGGCCAGCCCAGUCCCCCCCACUCCGCUCGGCGGCGGGGCAACAGGAGGAGAAGCCAACCCACAAAUCAGUAGCGAGAUCGAGCACCUAAUGAGUCAGGGAUACACUCAGCACGACAUCCAGAAAGCACUGAUGAUUGCACAGAACAAUAUCGAGAUGGCCAAGAACAUCCUGCGCGAAUUUGUCUCCAUUCCCUCUACCGCGCACAUUCUCACAUAGCACAUCCUCCCGCCUCUCUCCUGUUUGCUCUCUUUUGCCUAGCUUGGCCCAGCCUGGUUUGGUUUAGGCUGGCAUAGACCAGCCCGAAACCCAAAGCCACUGCCUGCAGCACUAGCUCCAGUGCUGGCUGACACCCUACGCCCCUGUGGAUUUUUAACUGGCUGUUACUCCAGCAAGCUCGCAGUGUCUCGGGACUCUCGCCCUGCACUCCACACGCUUUCACAGUGUCUGGCCUUCUUUGAACUGCUGCAGCCGGCCUCUUAGUUUUCAACAACAUCUCCGCAGGACUCAUCCCGUGCGGAGCAACGACAAAUAAUGGAACGCCGUAUAAUUGCAAGGCUUCUGUAGGAAUGUCGGAGAGAUGGAUUCUUAUCCUUUCAUUUUGAAGCCUCUUGCUGAAAAUGUAACCAACACCUCACAAAGAAAACUAAAAUGUAUGUCUAUAUGAAAAUUUAAUAUAUGAGUAAAUAUAUAUUAAAUGUGUGUAAUAUAUACAGUACGUGCAUAUAUAGUAUGUGAAAAUGAUCGCAGCUUUGAGGGUCACAGUUGGUACAGGCGAAAAAAGCGCAGAUGGGACCAGGUUAAAGAGUCGGUUGGGGGAUUUCUGUAACUGGGUGAGGACGAGUCGGGGUGUCUUCCUCACCCGGGUUUGUUGGUCAGCAGCAGUUUGGGGGGGGAAAGGAAAAAAAAAAAA
Molecule: messenger RNA, 3555 nt
Organism: Pundamilia nyererei
Lineage: Eukaryota; Metazoa; Chordata; Actinopteri; Cichliformes; Cichlidae
Gene: cbl
Product: Cbl proto-oncogene, E3 ubiquitin protein ligase
Exons: 16
Coding region: 9-2861 (950 amino acids)
Biological process (GO): cell surface receptor signaling pathway; negative regulation of epidermal growth factor-activated receptor activity
Cellular component (GO): plasma membrane; membrane raft
Molecular function (GO): receptor tyrosine kinase binding; SH3 domain binding; phosphotyrosine residue binding
Source: RefSeq, a predicted model, not a curated record